UAAUGUGCUUUCACUUUGAUCCUGAUUUUGCCAUUCCUAAGCUUCCUUGGUUUUGAGUCAAUUAAUGAAGGGUAGAACCUGCUUACUCAGUCCACUUUCCAUUCAUCUAUUCGCCCUAUUCUCUAAGGAUCCAGACUUCCCAACUUACUUAUUUUGUUAUACAAUACAGGAUAUUCUAGCCUGGGAUUGUUGUAUUAUUUUUGAUUGAUGAGAAGAAUCCAAUAAAACUGUCUGGUCAGGUUCUUUGCCAUUCUCGGGGUUUAUGAUUUGUUUACAAACUCCUAAUUAGUUCAUCUCGAUUUUAAUUCACAAAGGUCAGUUAAAUUUAAACAGUAAAGAAUGCAGUAUAGGGCAACUUUAAAUCCAAACAAAUAAAUCUUCCUGUGUUUAUUAUAAUUUAUAAUAUUUUAGUCUUCAUCAUUAAUUUAUCUUCAUAAACUUCAUAUUUCAUUUCAUAUUAUUCAAUUUUAAUGAUUUUAAUUCUAGGUUAUGAGUAGUUUGUUUACGUCCGUCGUUUACGUUCUUUACGUUUACAUUUUGACAAUUUGGAUUUAAUGACAAAUGACAUAAUUAGGUUUGGGAAUAGAUGCGAGUCAGAAUCAAGCAAUCAAGUUACACAAAUUUUCAAACACCUCACCUGACACAGCGUCUCAAGUACGAUUGCGCGAAUUGGUAAAUGUAACUCCGCACGACCACGCAACUCGAAACACAAGUACGCAAACACGGUUGCGUGAAGCGUGGCUCGCAAUCGUGAAAUUUACGAGACUUGCUCGACCUGUAGAUUCUUGUGUUUUUGAGACUCUAAUCUAAGUCACAUCUAAUGUAUAUAAAUUUUUGAAGAGUGAUUCCAUUUUGUCUCGACAAGUUUUUCAUAUUAUACAUUAUAAUAUUGUUAUGGCAUUUAUAAUUCCCGAUAAAGUGUUAGACGCAUUAAUUUGUACAUUUUGCCAUAAAUAUUUAUCAGUGAAACCCAUAACAGUUUAUCCAAAUAGAUAUGUAGAAUGUGGACGAUGUGUAAUGAGGGAUAAACAUCAAAAACAAGGAGUAGGUGUUGAAUCCCUAUAUGGAAAAAUUGCUGAAAAUUUUGUAUUUAAAUGUAUUAACAGAUUUGAUGGUUGUCGAGAAUUGUUAACAUAUUCUCAAGUUCUCGAUCAUGAAAAGGAAACCUAAUACCUGGUAAGAUGGGAAGAAGUUAUCAAAAAAUAAGCGAUGGUUGGAUUUUCGCUAAAUAAUUGACAAUCCAGCACAACGAUUUCUCCUUGGCCCCUUUGUUUUCAUAAGAACUUGCUUUUCCACCAUAUGGUAAAAGUUUAAUAAAUAACCAUUUGAACUACAUAGACACCAUAGUUUGAAUCUAAACCUAAUUGGUUUUCCUUUUAUGCACAUCUAUGUCUUCCAAAAUAUGGCAGCCUUCCCUCAUAUAUUGAUAGAUUAUGAGAAACUACGCAUGUUUUCACUUGAAUUAUUAUACAAAACAGCCAAAAAUGUAAAAUUUUAAUUAUUAUCUAAAUCCGUCAGUGCUAAGUUAGUGAGUUGACUCAGCAGCUCCUUCUUACUUCUUUUUUUUUAUGUAAUUAUGUUUAUUUACAAUCUACAUUUACUUAAUCAAUGCUUUUCUUGCGGAUAAAAAGUUCUAUGACGUCAUAUGUUUUUCAGAGCACUGGCAAACUGAAGAAAAUCUAAAAUUAAUUAACAUCUCCGGCUUUUCACUAGCUAACUUUUUCUGUAGGGUUGAAAAGAAGCAAGGUGGCGUUGCAAUUUAUGUAAAAGAAAAUCUUAUGUAUUCUUCUCUUAAUCUAAAUGAAUAUAACGUAGAGCAAACUUCAGAGUUUUGUGCAAUUUAUAUACCUUCAAUGAGAACCAAUGUUUUAACUGUAUACAGAUCAGGUAAUGGUGACUGUGACUUGUUCUUGGUGAAUUUUGAGAAUGUUAUAGCAUUCUUACUUAACAAAGCAGACAAACUGAUUAUACUUGGGGAUUUUAAUAUAAAUUUUAAAAUUAAAUCUGACUCUUCUUAUGAUAUUCAAAAUCUGUUAAUGUCUUUUGGUCUAGAAAUAACGAUAAACGAUUAUACUAGAAUCACAUCUCAAUCCAGUAGUUGCAUCGAUAACAUUAUGACUAACUUUUCUGAAAAUAUCUACAGGGUGGGCGUAUUUGAACCUUGUUUCUCUGACCAUCGAGCACAAUUUAUAUCUAUUGAUUCUGAUCUUAAAGUUGUUGACACUAAUCAAUCACUUCAACGGUCUAUUACUUCUUCUGGUUUGCAGAAGCUUAAAUAUGCACUAGCUAGUACAAAGAUGGACUUUUUCUAUGACACCAAUAACGAUCCCGAUGUCUUGAUGUUCUUUUUAACUGAAACUUAUAAUAACUUAAUAUUAAAGUUUUUUCCAUUAAAAAAAGUACGACAAACUGCUAAAAUAACACCCGUGCAAUGGUUUAAUGACGAAUUAAGGUCUUACAGAUCUAAUCUUUCUCUCAUUAAACACAUGGCAGAUGUCACUAAGGAUCCCGAUAUUUUCAAACUAUAUAAACAACAAAAAUAUGAAUAUAAUCGGCAGUUACAAAAUGCUAAAAAGUCGGCUUACUCUGGUUUUAUUACUAACUCCAAUAAUAAACCUAGAGACUGCUGGAAAAUAUUAAACUUCGAAAGAGGCAAUACAAGAUCCAGUUCGGUACAACCAGAUCUAUCUCCAGACGAAAUAAAUCAAUUUUUUAUUACAAUCGCAGAGAAUAUAAUUACAUCCCUUCCCACUAUUAAUAACGAUAUCCUCUUCAGUUACAGAAACUAUCCUUCCCCGAGUAAGUCCUUUUGUUUCCGACCCGUUGUGGAAGAUGAGAUCUCUCAAAUAAUUAAAUCUCUUAAUAAUUCCAAUUGUAAGGACGUUCACGAAAUUAAUAGCAAAAUUUUAAAAGAAACUCACCAAAUAGUUUUAACACCUUUCACUCAUCUUAUUAACUUAAUUUUAUCAACUGGAGUAUUUCCAGAAGCACUAAAGUAUUCAAAGGUACUACCUAUCUAUAAAAAAGGUGAUUCCUCGAAAGCUGACAAUUACAGACCCAUAAGCAUUGUUUCUACAUUCGGGAAAGUGAUUGAAAAGGUGAUCAAACAACAAUUAUAUUCUUAUUUUGAGUCUAAAAGUUAUUUUAGCAACUCGCAAUAUGGAUUCAGAAGUGCUCGUUCUACUACAAACGCGGUAUAUAAUAUUGUGAGCGAGGUGAUUGAGGGGCUUGAACGUGGCAAUCGCAUAGCAAUUUCUCUCUGCGAUUUGUCGAAGGCUUUUGACUGCGUUUCACAUGACAUUUUGCUCCACAAAUUAAACUAUUAUGGAGUCAGAGGUAUCCCUCUUAAGCUUAUCUCUUCGUACCUAUGUGGUAGACACCAGGCUGUAGUCUCUAAAGGUUAUCUCUCCGAUUUUCGACCCGUAAAACAUGGAGUCCCACAAGGUUCGGUCUUGGGACCUCUUUUAUUCAUUAUAUAUGUCAACGAUUUGCCUCAUUUCAUAUCUCCGUACAAAUCAGUACAAUUUGCGGAUGAUACGACAUACAUAAUAUCAGGUAAUAAAAAUGAGGAUUUAAAAAUGGCUUACGAGGAAGUCUCUGAUAAAUCUAGCACAUGGUUUGCUGCGAACAAACUAAAACUCAAUACUGAAAAAAUGCAGGACUUGAUUAUAUCUGCAAGUGGUUUACAUGGCGAUCCAGAUGACAAAGACACUGCUAAACUAUUAGGAAUAACCAUAGACAAUCGAUUGAACUGGUCGGCUCAUAUUUCACAAGUAAAGGCGAAGCUGUCUAGUUCAUUGUUUCUUAUUCGUCAACUAGCAAGGGUUGUCAACUUUGAGACAUUGAAGGUGACAUAUUUUUCUUUAUUUCACUCACACCUAAGCUAUGGAUUAAUCUUAUGGGGCAAUUCAACAAAUGCUCUUCAAAUUUUCAGGAUGCAAAAGAAAGCUAUCCGGAUUUUAGCAGGGGUUAGUAAUCUGGAACAUUGCCGACCUCUCUUCAUCAAAUUAAAAAUUAUGCCGCUACCCACUCUGUUGAUAUAUCAAGUUCUGACUGAAAUUCACAGAAAAAGGUCCCAUUUAACAAAGCAGUCUGAUGUUCACGUUCACAAUACGCGAUACUCUCACUAUUUACGAACAAAUCGCUCUAGAUUGCGUCUUUCAGAUAAAAAUUGUCUUAAUUAUAACUACUACAAUAUUUUACCAAAAGAUAUUAAACAGCUAAGCUGUUACAGUUUCAAAAAAGUAAUAAAAAGGUAUCUGUUGAAACAUUGCUUUUAUUGCUCGGAAGAAUAUAUGACUCAUUGCAGAACAUCUACUGAAAUGCUUACCGUGACACAAAAUAUUUUUUGUUAAUCUAUAUUCUUGUUUGUGAUACAUAUUUAUAAGUUGUGUUUUAUAUUUCUGUUUUAUAUACCUUGUGAUUUUAU
Diabrotica virgifera virgifera (western corn rootworm) is the source of this 4429-nucleotide messenger RNA. RefSeq lists its product as uncharacterized. Lineage: Eukaryota; Metazoa; Arthropoda; Insecta; Coleoptera; Chrysomelidae. The transcript has 2 exons. The record is from RefSeq and is a predicted model, not a curated record. Bases 1779 to 4355 code for a protein of 858 amino acids.